This is a messenger RNA of Parasteatoda tepidariorum (common house spider), 2152 nucleotides long. It is a transcript of the gene dsx-c73A, whose product is annotated as doublesex cognate 73A. The record is from RefSeq and is a predicted model, not a curated record. NCBI's taxonomy places the organism in Eukaryota, Metazoa, Arthropoda, Arachnida, Araneae, Theridiidae.
GAUUGGAUGGUGUUUCAUCUAUCAUCUGGAUCAUCAACUAAAAAGGCAUCACUAUCUAAGAGAACUAGUAACAGACGAGGAGCAGUUGGCACAGUUUUGUUAUGAUUUGAUGAUCGUAGGCAAAAUGUGGAAAGAGUGCUCAUAAAAAUUUGAAUAUUUCUGCAAGCGGUAGAAAUUAUCGAUGCAAUAUUUACAUCGUAAUGUGCAUUCAUAUAAAAUAGUGCUUCCUCCCCCCGGAUUAUGUUGAAGUAUUAACUGAUCGUUAAAUUAUUAAGUGAUAAAAGUACAUAAUUCAAAAUAUAAAGAACUGUAUUUAUCUGUUUAUAAUGUGGAUUGUGUUUUUUCUAUAUGGAUUUCUUUGGUUGGUAUACACGGUAAGAGGAGAAGAGAUGAAUUUAAGUGAUAGUGAUAUCCCAACAGAUUAUAAACUGAAUACUGUAAAUGAAGAUGAUUACUACGAGAUAGCAACUGUGGCUAGUCGGUCUUAUAACAAAAGACGGCCGUAUACGAAUCCAAUGCCUGAAUGUGCAGCACAGCAAGUUUGUAAUGCUGUAUUUAUGAGAUUAAAAUUUAUUCAGCCACUAUGUAAAUGUCCUAAUGGUAUGAAAAAUCCAUGUUCUACACGAAUGCAUCCGAAUGACGGCCAUACAAUCAAUUUAUUAGCUGAUCGAGAUGGACAGAAAACACAAACUUUAGUAAAAGUAUGUGAAGAGGUAAAUUUAGUAAGGCCUUGUAACGAACCUCACGACUGGAUGCUUCUAGCCCUACAGAACAUUAGAACGGGAAAAGCUCAGUAUUUAGUUGUCUGCAAAUGUCCUACUUUCGGAAUAAUGGAGGGUCCAGUUCUACAUACACAACCACCCUAUGCUCGAAUUCCUGGUAUAAGUGUGUAUGGAAUGUUGUGCAUUCAGGGUCGUAAAAGCAGACUUCAGAAAGGAAAUUAUCCACCGAUACCAUGGGACAAAGUUACAGAAGUUUAUAACGCAACUGGACCAAGGGAAACACGAUUUAAGAGAACUAUUUUCAGAUAGAACUAUUUCAAGGCAAAUAUUUCCUAAUCUGAUUAGCUUCAACUUAUAUAUAUUAUAUUUAUAAAAGUUGCAUAAGGCAAAAGUGUCUGUUGGGGAGAAUAUUAACACAUUAAGAAUGAGGACUAAAAGAGGCUUUGUGUAAAAGUAAGAAAACUCUUAAGAAAUUUUCUAAGUAAUAAAAUAUCACCAAAAUAGAAACAAAAUUUACACGGUGAAUUCAAAAGGCUGUUUAUCUUCAUUUACUGCACACCUGUCUAAAUUGUAGUUGCUUUUUUUUAAAAAGAAAAAUAAUAAUAAUAAAUAUAGAGUGUAUAACUAGCAUUUUGAUGAUUAACAACCCAAAAUUCAGCUUAGAGCUCACUCUGCUCCUGAUCAGAAAAAGUUCCUAUUAUAUGUGAUCUGAUCUAUCAUUACUUAGCUCUGUAUAAUUAAUAGUAAAAGAUUUAAAUUUUUAUAAAAAUGGCAAUAUUAAAAAUAAAGUAAAAGCUAAGCAUACCCUUGAAAUUUAGACAUUCCUUUGAAAUUUAGAAUAACAUGCUGUUUAUUCAAAUUGAAAAAAGAAAAACAUUGGUUAGGGGAUUGCAAAACUUCAACGAAUAAAACUAGAAGCAAAAAAAAAAAUUACUCCUCUUUCAUUUUCUAAAAUAAUAUUUUUUAAGUUCCAUCGAACAUAAUACUAUUAAAAUGAUCAUAAUAUAAUCAGCAUAACAUUAACUGCUUUAAAAACAUUUUAACAAAAUUUACAAUACUGUACACAUAAAAAGUGAAAUGUUAUUGCUAGAAAAUAAAGUAAAAAGAAUAUGCGUGUAAACUAAAGAAUGAUCAUCCUGUAUAUAGUACCAUUAAGAUUAACAUAACUCUAUUUAUCAACAAACAUGCACAAAUACAUGUCACAUACAUAAGCAUUCUAGCACAAACACAUUAAGAUGCUAUCAUUUAAUUUAUUAACUAUGCAAUGAUUCAAGUUCUCUGAGGAAAAGAGAUAUUAAAAAAUAUGAAAAUGAGCAUUCAUUUUAUUUAUAAGUAGAUUAGAUUGCAUAACUUUUUAUUGUAUUGAUUGUCACUUGUCUUUUUCAUUGAUGUCAUGUCUUUUCUAAAUAAAUUACGGUACAUAUUGCUUA